Spizellomyces punctatus DAOM BR117 is the source of this 1416-nucleotide messenger RNA. RefSeq lists its product as uncharacterized. The transcript is spliced from 6 exons. Lineage: Eukaryota; Fungi; Chytridiomycota; Chytridiomycetes; Spizellomycetales; Spizellomycetaceae. The record is from RefSeq and is a predicted model, not a curated record. The coding region runs from base 52 to 1260 and encodes 402 amino acids. Gene Ontology annotation, cellular component: nucleus. Gene Ontology annotation, biological process: translational termination; positive regulation of SREBP signaling pathway; positive regulation of cellular response to hypoxia. Gene Ontology annotation, molecular function: protein binding.
UUGACUUUGUUAAUUGGAAGAUAACUUAAGUUAUUAACAAAUUAACUCACCAUGGAAAAUAAGAAACGCCCCCGCGGUCUGAAGAAGUCGCUUGCACAAGACAAGGAGCAGCAGAAGAAGCGCAUAAAGCAGGACAUCCCGGACGGAGCAGCUCCAAACCCAGAACAGGACUCACAAUUGCGUACUGUGGCUAUCACUUCCGAGGACCCUGACGAGAUAUCAAUAUUGAAGUCAUUAUACGAUGCGGCAGUAGCAAAACAAGAGAGUGCCGAUCUGGAAGGAGCCGUCGACCUAUUUAGGGGUUGUAUUCAUGAGUGUGACAAAAUCCUUCGCAUUCGAUGUGGGGAGGUUCUCCAUACAAUCGAUGAAAAGGGAGAAGAUGGAUCUUUGGAAAAGAAAGAAACGGGACCACUACCUCCUGCGUUUUAUCUUGUGUAUGGCAAUGCCCUAGCCCAAUUGGGACUUCUUAGUUUGAAAGAGGACGAGACAGCAACAGAAGCCUUAAAUGAUCAUCUGGAGGCAGCCCUCGAGCGUCUGGAACGCGGCCUUGAGCGCGCACGAGAAGACGGUAUCUCACCGCCAUUACGCUUACGGAUUUCACUCGGAAAAGUUUGCCUUUUGUUGGCUUCAAAUAUGCUGCAGAGUGGUAGUGCCAGAGAAGGCGAGGAGAAAGUCACACGUCUCGCUGAUCGCGCCGCAGAGGAAUUCAAGGUUAACUUCAACUCGAUCACCGACUCGGAUAAAGACGAGGAUAUAUUGGAAGCAGGAGCUGCUAGCCAAAGAUAUGCGGAUUUACUUCAAGAGCUUCAAGGUCGCCAGGGCUGGAAUGACAUUGCCACAGCGCUAUUCCAAAAGCUUCUUGAAGUAAAUCCAAGCUCUGUCGAUGCGAGUAUUGGUAUUGGCGCAUGUCAACUCUCUAUGGCGAACUAUUAUUUGGAGAAAAUGGACGAUGGGGAUGAAGUAGAUGGUGAACUAAUCAUCGGCCCCCUGAAAGAAGCGCUUUCCCAAUUUGAAAGCGCACAGCAACAGUCCAAAGACGCUGACACAGUCCAUGUUCCUCUGGCGUGCUUGAUGGGAGAGACUCUUGUGAAUCUCGGCAAUCUUUACGAUGACACCGAUGCGGAUAAGGCUGAGGAUUACUGGAAGAAUGCCAUCAAGUGCUUUCGCAAGGUACAAGAAGUGGACCCGGAAGCCCUACCCGAGCAGUUCAAAGACUUUGUUGAUGAAUGGGAGAAGGACCUGGAUGAAAGCCAGGAAUAGAAUCGCGCUUGCCGUUGCACAGAUGACCGUGCAUGUAGAUUAUAUUAUACUUAUGGAAGCAUCACAGCCCCCUCUCUUUUCCUCCGUCGUUUAAGCAGAUUUGCAACACCCGAUUUUUGGAAUUAUAACAUUAAUAAAAGGAUACUGUAUGGAGAA